Molecule: messenger RNA, 3240 nt
Organism: Babesia sp. Xinjiang
Lineage: Eukaryota; Apicomplexa; Aconoidasida; Piroplasmida; Babesiidae
Product: ERAD-associated E3 ubiquitin-protein ligase HRD1
Exons: 1
Coding region: 1-3240 (1079 amino acids)
Source: RefSeq, a predicted model, not a curated record
AUGGUGGACCUGAGUGAGGAUAUAUGGGAGCGCUACGUAGCGUUGAGCCACCUAUUGUUGGCGUGCUCCUUCGGUUACGUUAUGCUCCAAACAUCUGGCUUCUAUGAAAUGGUAGUUUUCUACUUGAGUAACAAGACAUGUGUCGCGGUUCUAUACAACUAUCUCUUCAUGCUUUUCUUUUUGGGCUGUCAGGGUACUGUCUACCUAUUCCUGGGUGUCCUUUCACAUAUGGAGAGUGAACAGCUACAAGAUAUGGCACGUAACUACAUCAUGGAUGCCAUACUAUUCCUUGUUCUAUCUAAACCGAGGCUGAAUGGACAAGAGAUAUCAGUUCUUACACUGGGCAAGUACCUCACGUUACUUGUGGCACUCAAGUGUUUCCAUGUUCUCAUAUAUGUACGCCUGUCCAGCAUGUUCCAGAUGGACAUCCCUAGCUACCUAUCACUAUUAAGGUUGUCUAGCUUCAUUUACGUCUUGUCCAUGGUGGAUUGUUACAUGAUUGCAAAGCUUUGGAAUGAUCUUACUUGGAAAAACACAUUUACUUUAUGGGUGAUGUUCGAGUUAUUUGGUAUGACAAUGGUGUGCAUAUUCUGUACGUUACGCUAUAUGGUCAAUAUGCUCGACUAUUUUUGUGAAAGUGGUUUGAAAAACAAAACCACAAUCUUUUUUUACCUCGAGCUAACUCAUGACCUUAUCAGCCUAUUCUGCUUUACACUAUUCAUGGCGGUCUUCUACAUCCAUAACCCUAACCAUAUGCCAGCCUAUAUGCUUAUCGACAUCCUACAGGUCGUGAAGAACCUCGUAGAUCGAGUCCAGAUGUUAAUGCAUUAUCGCAAGGUGGUGAAGUCGCUAGAAACGAGAUACCCUAAGCCCACAGAGACUGAAAAGGAGCGUGAUGGCACUUGCAUUAUCUGCAGGGAUGAUUUUGACGAUGAUUCAAGGAAAAUAGAUUGUGGUCACGUUUUUCAUCUAUCAUGUCUCAAGUCGUGGUUAUUCCAACAUUCGACAUGUCCUACCUGUCGCACACCUAUAGAGAGCAAUGAUAUCCAGGAUGGUGAUGACUUUGAGCCAUCCCGCAUCUUCUUAGAUUUCGAAAGGCGUAUGCGCCGUUCAUGGCGCCGUUUAUGGAGACGUACCGUCAAUGCUCUUGGCGGUACCAACGCUAAUAGACGUCCACAGAUCGAUAGCGAAUCUCUAAAACGUCUCGUCACCACUUAUGGGUCAUCAAUUACAGAGUCUAUUUUGGAAAAACUGAAGAACCGACGUGUCGUCUGUGAAUUUAGUGUGGACGUAAGCUCUGCUUCUGAAUCUAAAUAUGACAGUGAAGUGAGUGGUAAGGAAGACAACUUGGAGGAACCCGUUGUCAAUCAGCAAACUGAUGUUCCAACUUCUGUGGAAGAACCUAUUACUGAGUCACAAGACCUUACAAGAACAGAGUCUGUUGAUUCCGCUCCCGGAUUCGUUGAGAUAUCUGCUAAAAGUAUUUUGGAAUCGUUAGCUGUAGAAUAUCAAGGUGAAUCACCUGAUCCCCAAGGAGACGGUGAACCGGGAUCCGUUGAUGAUCAGGCAAAACCUAAACGUAGGGGUAGCAUGUUGCGCUCGUGGUUCCGUAAGAAGUUCUCCAGAUCUUCAGAUGACACUACCCGUCGUAGAAGAUCAUUCCGAUCACUCUUUUCUGAUUUUGGUAAAUCUAGCGUGGAUGGCGCCGCUACAGCGGAAGAGAUAAGUUCGGCUGAAUGGGGAUCACAAUCAGUUGGCUCUAGCGAGAAUAGAUGUUUUGUGAAAUCAUUGCUUAGCAAAGAAGUAGGUUCUGAUAAUACCGACGAAUUGAAACCUGAGACUACAUCCAUCAGUGUAGUGGAGAAGGCAUCCAACGAAAUCGCAGUGGAGGCCACAGUAGAGGUUACUGACAACGUGGAUACGUCUACAGUGGAUACCGGGACACCUGAUCCAGCUCCUGCAACAACUGAUGGUGUUUCUGAUGUGGCGGAUGGAAAUACAUCGCCUCAUGUUUUGAAAUUAUUGCUACCAUCGUGGUUGGGUGAAUGUUGCAAGGAUGGAAGUGAUCCCAACGUGAAAGCACGUUGUGGUAUGUUUAGGCUAGUUAAGAAGCUGAAAUACUUGAAGAACAAGUUGGCUACAUUGACUGCUGCGGAGCGCAACGCUCUUUUAGCUGCCCACUCUCCAAACGCCAUCAUUGUGGAAGAAGACCAUGGCGAUGGCACCGAUUCUGUCACUGCAGGUACCACUAGUCAGACCCAAACAACUCCAGCUCGUGAUCCUUCCGAAUCGAGUAGCAAUAGGCCUGCCUCAACUACACCAUCGCGUGAUGCCGGCCCUAGCACCCCUGUUGAGAGCAGUUCUGUAUCGCCACCUUCGGGCGACACUUUAUCCAGGAUUAGGAGUAUCAGGAUAGCGAAAUUAUCUAAAGACCCUGAAGAAAUAGAAUCUUCAACAACGGAUAGCCCUGCUGUGGAACCCACUCCUGAAAAGAAGGAAGCAGAAACUGUAGUUCGAGAGCCACCAAGGGGCCGUGUACGUACCGCUUCCGAAGGUACUACUCGUAGUGUGAAUUUUUCAAAUGUCAAUGACGGCAGUGGUCAACGUGUGGUAUCUGUUGGUUCUGGUUCUGAGGAGUUUACUGUAGUGGUAAAUUAUGUGACCCCUAGUGGUGAGGGUGAUGGUUCUGGUGGUUCAACGAGUUCUGGUACUCGUGGCAAUACUACAUCAAUGGACGCGGUUAACAAGUUGAUAACUGAGCUUCAGAAUUUGGAGGAACUGAACUGUGAUAUAUUGGUUCCAUCUGACGAGGAUUUGGACGAUGAGAUGUUAUCUGUGAUAUCAUCAAUUGAUCUUCCUGAGUACGUUCGUGAUUUUUUCUUGAGUUAUUGCAAGAUGGUCCGUCUGUGGUAUGUGGCUGCUAGCGGUUUAUCUCGAUCAGACGAGUUAUGUAGGAGCAUGUAUGAUUGUGCAAAUGACCGUCGUAUAUCGUCCAUGCGUAGCGAUCGUCAGCGUACGAUGUUGCAUGAUGUCUUUCUGAGUAUAAAAUGUUCUGUGGUAACUCAAGAUAAGCUUCGGGAUUUUCAUGACAAAUUGAUGAGACGUUCUGUAAACUACCAGGAUUUUCUUUGCCGGUUACACAGUUCCCCUCUACCUGUUGACUUAAUUGAGCACAUGGUAACUGCUGCUGCUUUGGUUGACUCUAUCAUCGAUUCUGAGUUUUCUAAGCUUGGUUUAUGA